Messenger RNA from Galendromus occidentalis (western predatory mite), 3471 nucleotides. Its product is annotated as serine/arginine repetitive matrix protein 2. The transcript has 9 exons. The record is from RefSeq and is a predicted model, not a curated record. Lineage: Eukaryota; Metazoa; Arthropoda; Arachnida; Mesostigmata; Phytoseiidae. Bases 1 to 3471 code for a protein of 1156 amino acids.
AUGGAUGAAUCUCCGCGAGCUGAAUCCGUAGACGAUAUAUAUUUCGGUUUGGAGAAGAACAGUGUCCCGAGCCAAGACACCUCGUCGCUUGAGAACAAUUCUUCGUCUCACCAGAACAGCCAGGAUUCUGAGAACGAGGACGACGACGCUCUGGUCAUCGAUGCCCAGGACGACGCCACCGAGGUUCCCUUCGUUGAGCCGAGAACCGAGGGAAAUCCGGUGAAAAGCUCCCAGGACGAUGCUUUCGAUGCGUUCGAGACCGGCGAGUGGCGCCUUCCGGCCUCGGCAUCCACGGGAGCUCUCAGCGAAUCUUUGGAUCGCAUCAGGGAUCUCGCCACUGCCGUAGUGAAAGAAAACCAAGAAGCUAAAGGAGCUCGGUCCGAGCUCGAGGUCAGAGAUGCCGAGGAUAAGAGUCAGAACUCAUUAGACGAACAGACCGAUAACGAGAAGUCGGACGACAAAACGCUCGACCAGGAGGAUCAGUCGGAGGACUCGUCGCUCGCGGUGGUCGUCGAAGGGGACAGCGAAGGCGACGACGAUCUGAACCAGCAGCUUCUCGAAGAGCAGCUCGUAAAGGAGAAGUCACCUCCGAAAGAACCGGAAAAACCUUUCAGACGAGAAGAGGAAGCCCUCAACGCUCUGAACAACGUCCUCGAUACGUUGUGCAAGAGCAAAUUGAAGCCCAAGGAUGAAGAGCGUUGCGACACCGAGCUCAAUCCUCAUCAAGCCGGAAAAACCGAGGACGAUACUAAUCGGAAAUCUGGCAGAGAUCUCUACGACAACCUCGAAGACUUCUCCAGCGGGGAAAGCUCAUUGCCGGACGAGGGUGAAUCCGAUAGCGAUGCUGUCGAGGGAUACCUCGAAGCCGCCUCGGAGGUUAGUUCCAGCGAAGGUGAGAUGCUCAAACGGUUGGAAGCAGCCGAAGCCGCCGAAAACGAUGAGGGUACCCCGAAAGGGACGCAGGAAGCGGACGAGCAGCGAACCGAAGAGCCCAGCAAAAGCAAGGAUGCCGCCCCCCCACUCAAGCUCGCUUCUGGAGUCGUCAAAACCAAUGGCGCGACUUCUUUCAAACUCAAACGAAAAACCGGUCUGGAAGAAGGGGAACUCUCCGAGAGCAACUCGAACGGCUCCCAUGUUUCCCUAAGGAUUCGCGAUCUGAAACGCCGGAAACGACGAACGAGGAGUCAGCGGAAUCCGUUGGCGCCUCUUCGGUCGAGGUCUCCGAGUCCUCUGUCGGUGAGGUUCAGUGGAGAUUCGUCGAGUGACGACAGUCCGGUCAAGGCACCACUGGUGCUGGAUCGGACAGCCGUUCGCAAGGUCGUUCUCAGCCCAUCGCCGUUGAGGGACGAAGCUAACAACGCGGCCGGGAACGCAUCGACUUGGAAGAAACUCAAUUCGAGCACCAAAAACAGGAACUACAGACAGAGCGGCAACGAAAUCACGGCCACGAACCACCUGCAGACAACGCUGACCGUCGUGGCGACGGCCAAUAAAAAGACGCGGCGACCUGACAGGGAAGUUUACCAAGUGCGGAAGCGGAGGAGCCGGAGCCGUUCGCCGGUGUUGAAGACGAAGCGCCGAUCCGGCUCGAAGACGAAGCGGCGGAAGCGAUCCCUUAGCCCCACGUCACGGAGUCCGAAGCGACGGGCGCGAUCGAGGUCUCCCCGUUCCCCGCUGGAGAAACGGAAGAAGUCCAAGCAACGAAAGCAGAAAACCACGGAAAAGAGAUCGAAAAAGAAGAAGAAGUCGAAGAGCCACAAAAAGACGAAAGCCAUCGACAGAAGUCGGAGCAGGUCGGCGUCGCCGGGUCCGCGGGAUUCGAAGAAGCUGCCCGAAAAGAAACGGAAAUCCAAUAGCCGGAGCUGGUCGAGGUCGAGAUCGAGAAGUAUCCACAUCUCCGAUGGAGAGUCGGCUGUUGACUCUCCGAAAGACGCUCUCAGACAAGCCCCGCCUCUGGCACCUCCGAAACGCCGAAAGAAGAAGAACCAGCACAAGAAGACGUCGAAAGAUCAAGGAGAACGUGUCGUCAUCGAUCUCAGUCAGGAUACGAGUCCUGAACGUGAGAUCUCACUCGAAGUCAAGUCGGAUCCAAAGCAGAACAACAACAAAGAAGGUAGCAAGUCGAUCUCCGAGAAGGGCGACAACCUGGUGAUCAGCGUGAACUACAAGAAGAAAGCUCUGCAAAACAUUUUCGGCGACGAGUCGUCCGAGGAGGAGAUCGAUCCUCUGCUGCCGCUGCAGAAGAAGGACAUUCGUAACGAUAAACCUCCGCUGGAUAAAGCCGAGAAAUCGAGCCCGGUCAAGAAGAGUCCCGCCCCCAAGGGUCCUCAGACACCGCCUGACAACAGAAAUCAGGACGAAUACGACCCAUGCGAGCCUCUAGGAGAUUCUCCAUCAAGCACGCCUACGAAUGACGAGCCUGAUCAGGUCAGAAUAUCGAACUCACCUGAGAAAGAUUCUCCAGUCGCCGUGACCUCGUCCCAGGGUAAACCAACGGUUGCUGUGCUCCCUAUCGUUGACAACAAAUCGCCAAAAAAUCGAGACAAACGGAAAGUGUCUCCGAAAGCUCCCCCGGUUCCUCCCCUGCCGCCGCCACCGAGCAAGGAGAAGCCGCCGUCCCCUCCCCCAAAAUUAGAACCACCCCCCGUGCCAUCGUUCUUGUUCAAUCAAGCUCAAACUGUACAGCCACAGUACAUUGUGAUGAAUCCGUUUUUGGUGAACCCGUACAUGAUGCCGAUGCAGGCUGCGACUGCCCAAAUGGUGACCUCGUCGGCUCCGAUGUCACAAGUGUCUCUAUCGUCGUCGGUAACCACCUCCGCGUCGACGACGAUGACAACGGCGGUCUCUUCUCGGGAAUAUCAUCAGGCGACCGGCCAUGUCGAGGGCAGCCCGUAUUCUCCUGGCGAUAGUCCGCUAUUCAACGAACCAAUCACGCCACCUACGCCGCUUAGCGCUGAGGAUAACGGAGAAGGAUCCUCAAAGCCAGGGGGCGUAUUUGACCAGAUCGCGGCUGGAGUCGUCAGAUCGACGAAGAGGAGACAGAAGAAGAAACAGAAGGUCGUUGUGAAAACCGCCGGGCAGCUCGUCGCGGAGGCGAAGGACGGCGAUGAGAGCAAUAAGGAGCGCUACGUAAAGAUGGACGAAGCUCAAAUGAAGAUUCUCGAUGAGUUGCCAUCGUCGGCCGUAGAAAUGCAGGUCAAGGAAAAGUAUCUCCAGAAGCUCCACAGACAGGAACGAGUGGUCGAAGAGGUGAAACUGGCGUUGAAACCGUUCUACAAUAAGAAGCAAGUCAGCAAGGAAGACUACAAGCUGAUAAUGAAGAAAUGUGUACCCAAGAUUUGUCAUAACAAAAAUGGUGAAAUCAACCCAGCCAAAAUCAAAGCUCUCGUCGAAGGAUACGUCAAACGAUAUCGACAUUUGGGAAAGAAACACAAGGCCCAGACGACGAUGAGCGCGGCAUCUGCCAGUUGA